Messenger RNA from Prinia subflava (tawny-flanked prinia), 4174 nucleotides. It is a transcript of the gene NRG4, whose product is annotated as neuregulin 4. Gene Ontology annotation, biological process: epidermal growth factor receptor signaling pathway; positive regulation of cell population proliferation; positive regulation of mitotic nuclear division. NCBI's taxonomy places the organism in Eukaryota, Metazoa, Chordata, Aves, Passeriformes, Cisticolidae. The coding region runs from base 425 to 775 and encodes 116 amino acids. Gene Ontology annotation, molecular function: growth factor activity; epidermal growth factor receptor binding. The record is from RefSeq and is a predicted model, not a curated record. The transcript has 7 exons.
CGCGACAGAUCGCGACAGAUUCGCCUCGGGGCGCCCGCUCACCCGGCCCGCUCCCUCCCCAGAGGCCGGGAUUACAUAACGGCGCCCGAGCGAGCAGCUGCAGGAUUACAGCAUGCGGAUUAGGGAUUACGUUGAUUCAGCAGAUUGUCCUGUGCAUGUCUGAGAAAGAUUACACCAGCAGAGUUAAGAAUACCCGUUUGCUGUGAGCAAAAGUGUAGCUGUGAGCCAGCUCAAGAGGACGCCUUUGGGUGGGGACCUUGCUGUUACAGCCCAUUUUCACAGGGAAGUGCCAUUUCAGAUUUUCUUGUAUGGACAGGACACUUAAAAAGCUGGAGAAGCCACCUGAGUCCCAUGAAAACCAGAACCAUCUACUUAUAAAGUGCUGUUGCCUCUGACCAAGAACAAAAAUUGUUGUUGGAAUAAUAUGCGAACAGAUCAUGAAGAACUCUGUGGCACCAGUUAUGGAUCUUUUUGUCUAAAUGGAGGGAUUUGUUAUAUGAUUCCUACUGUAUCCAGUCCAUUCUGCAGGUGUAUCGAGAAUUACACAGGAGCUCGUUGUGAGGAAGUUUUGCUGCCCAGCAUCAAAUCCCAAACAAAAGGUGACCUGUUUGCAGCUUUCUUGGCUUCCCUUCUUCUUCUAGGAGUUCUUGUAAUUGGAGCAUUCUACUUCCUUUGCAGGAAAGUUUCCAUUCCAAGGACAAGUUCUUCAGAGUGUGGUGCCAGCCUAGUUGAAACUACAAGCAGCAAUGGCUGCAACAAAAUAACAACAGCCUAAAGCAUUAGAGUGGAAGAAUGGUGGGGAAACAACAUGCAGAGCAACCCUAAGAAUCUAAGAGGUUGACAUGGUAAGCAAGAGAGAAGAAAGCUGACUGAAACAGGAGGCUGACAUGUUGGAGAAGACUACAGCUAAGACUUAAACAGUGCCCUUAGUGGAGUUUCUAUGUACUUCUAAAGCUGUACCAAUUAUACAGAAAUCACUAUCAUUUAUGUUUGAAUUCUGUGAGAUUUUUUAUGGUUUUCAAUAAUGCAUAGGUAGAUGCUUGAGAUAAUUUGGGGUUUUAUUACAUGGAAAAUAAAUAAAAUACAAUUUUUUAAAAAAUUCACAGGAUUUUAGUGUGAGGUGAUACUACGAAUUUUUGGUAGGGGUUUUUAAUUUUUCCCAAGAUUUUCCCAGAGGAGCUGAAGCCUGUCUUGAUUCAAUAAUUUCAAAAUUGAUAUUUGUGAUAUCCAGAAUGUCCAGAAUGUCCAGAAUUUGGCUUGUAUCAGAUACCCUUACCAGACACAGGGGAAACACCUCUACCUUUCUCCCAGCUCAUACUUGCAUUUGGUUUUUUUAAAAUUGUAACACAACAUCAGCAUGAGGUACCAUUGGUAGUUUAUUGUUCAGCGUCUUGGCACACGAUUUUAAUUCAAAUUAAAGGGAAAUAUUAAGAAAAGAGAUUGAUAAUGGUUAAAAAAGUUUAGUACUUCUAAUACUCAGCAAUACUCUAAUACUCUUUGAUGGUUUUUAAUUUUUUCUGGCUUGCUUCUGAAAAUAUCACUACUGAGGGAAAUUCAAACCUUAUCUUGAAUGUUCAGUUGAUAUUUCAGAUAGCAGAAAUCAGGAAUUUUGUUCGUCAGGUCUAUUUCUGACACAAAAUAUUAUCCAGACAGGUGUCUUUGCUGAAAAAAUGUUACCCUCUCCAAAGAUUUAUUUCUUUAUUCACAUAAGCAUCUGUUGAUCACACUAAUAUAUACCACACUUUGGUCGCUCACAGGAUUGUCUUAGACAGAGAGAGGCCACCUGCCAUAGUCCAUGUCUUUUUUUUUUUUUUUCCUUCACAACACAAAGAUAAUGUCUGGUUAGUCAGAGGCAUAGAAAAUGUGAACAAUUUUAAUUUCAACUUAUUUCUUGCACUGGAGGCUGAAACCAGCAAAAAAUCAGAUGUGUUUCCAUGAUGGCACAUUAGCAAGCAGGUCAUUAUAUGGGAUUUAUAAGGUUGUUUUGAAGGGAAAAUUAGCUGCGAAAAUUCAUGAUUGAAAGGAGAGAAAAUUCAGAACAGAGAUUUCUUGUCUCCGAAAGAAACAAUCUGAAGAUGUAUAAAAACACAGGUGCAGAGAAAAUGCUGAAUAAGCUCCUAUUUCCAGGAUGUCUAGUCCACGCUCUAGUGUCAGAAAAAGCAGUGUGUACUUUGUAUCAGUGCAGACAAAAGCACAGAGGGACAGGGAAGAAAAGGCAUGUGGGUGGAGUGCAUAAGGUGAGAAGUCAAAGGGAAAUCACAUUACACAGGCUACUAGAAUGCAAACCAGAAUAAUUCAUUACCUUCUGAAAACUCCUGUCAGAGAGGUCAGAGUGCAAGUUAGUGCUCAGCAUGUGGAAGGAGAAUCUGGGGACACCAAAUCAGGUAGAGGAGCUGAUCCAGAGACUAAGUUAUAUAAAGCACCAGUAGGUAACUUUCUCCCCAAAUUAACCAAUCUUACAUGUUAUUUUCUGGACCUCAAAUCUUUAGCAGAUAAGCUGCAGGAAGCUGAUAAUAUUAUUUUAAAGACUAGGAAGGAUAAAAGUUAUUUUUCAUCACAUAGAGACAGGCCAGUGUUUUCCAGAGUUCAGAUGUGUAGCAGUACUGACAGCUACAUCAGAAUCAGUGUUACCUGGAGUACUCUGCACAGCCUUGGUGAAAAUGAGCCAGAGAUGAGAGCUGGCAGAUCACUUUGCUGUGUUAUUGAUCAUGAGACCAUCAGGCUCACAGUUUGGUUUAUUGUCUCCACUGAAGAAGGAAAAGCCUUGUGGUCAUCUGAAGUGGCAAUUCAGGGAGGAUAUACUAAUAGAAGAUAUAAGAAAUAAAUGGACUGAAGUUAUUCUGUAGAAGCUCUUAGGAUCCUCUCAGCUUUCUAGAGAGACAUGGAAUAAUUAUUCAUUGUUACUGAGCUUGUUUGCAUUGUUUGGGAAACAACUUGUACAAAAAGCGAGGCUGAAUAAACUGAGUCCAUGUUUAAAUGUGAACAGGCUGAUUUAUGGAACACUGUUUUGUGUGAAGGAAAUGCUCUUAUCAAUUCAGCCUGCCUCAAACACAUUGCAUCUGAGAACAUUUCAGCUUCUAAAUUAUUUCAGUUCACAGACUUUGUGACUAUGAUGAAAUCAAAAUGACAUCAGGCUACAAAUUCAUUUUAAGGUGGUCAAAUGCCACAGAAAGUACAGGGUAACCAACAUUAUAUAUAAUUUAAUGAAAUAGUGCAACACUCUUUAACAAUGAUUGCUUACAAAAUUAAUGAAAUAGUCCUGCGAGCAAUUAAGUUAAGGAAACUCCAGUUCCAGUGGAUCAGAUCUUGUGGCUGGAAUCACUGGAGUCUUAAAAAUUAUGAUGAUGUUUAUGAAAGGGUGAGUAAUAAGGGCUCUCUCCUGUCUUUGACUCUCUCCUGUCUGACUCCCAUUUUCAUGAAAGAGAUCUCAUGUCUUUGAAAUUAUCUCUCUACCAGCUGGAAGGUAUGUAGGGAAGAAACUGGAAGAGACUCAUUUCCUAAGAAAUCCAUUACUAUGAUUACACAACAAUCUAUUAGAGCAUUAUAGCAAAAAUUCUUUUAUACCUGGGGAUCAUGUUAUCCUGCUAGAAUCUUGUAGUAAAAGCCUCUUCGUAAUGUAUUGCAAAAACCUUUUGAUCACGUGCAGAACUGACAGCCAUUAGCAAGAAAUCUCUUUAUAGGCCUGUAAGUAAGAGGUUGCUUAUGUUACUCAAUAUAGAAUUGUUUUUCAUGAGCAGCCCAAACAAACACUGGAGCAAAGUACAGUUAAAGUUACAGUUAAGGAAGAAAGUCAAAUGGCUUUUCAAAGAAAAUGAGGAUUUCUCUGUGCUGCAUAGUCUUUUGAUUUAUAAUGUUAAAUAUUAAGCAGAAAAACCAACAGAAGUCCAUUUGAUAGCACUUCCCAUUUUAAAGAUAACUUCAAUGUUGUGCAACUCCUUUAAAAUUUACUGCACUAAAACAUUUUCCUUCUGGCCCUGAAUUUUUGAAGAGCUGUAGAGAGGCUCUGAUUGUGUAACUCAGUUAUUUGAAAACGGAAAGUCAAGAAGAAAUGCAGGAUAGAACUUCUCACAGCAGAACAGGUCAUUAUUCUGUGUAUUUAUAUAUCUGCUUACACCUAUCCAAGCCUGCUCUUGCUCUCCUGUGACUGUAGCCUGUCCAACAUAAUGUGUAUGUA